AUGGAAGGCCUAUCGAGUAUUCCCCUGAUUUCACAGCAUGGCACGCCACGCAUACCAUUGCAAGCAAGUUAUAGUUCAACUGGUGAUCUCGCUCAAACAUCUGGCUCCUUCCGCUCUUUCGAUGGUAGCCCAGACAUGGUGACUCGAUCCGACGCAAGCCCCGAGGAAGGACGGCAGUACGGCGCGAACGACUCUACAAUGAGUUUUGCGAAAAUCAUUCUCGGAGAAGACGAUGAUAGUGAUUCCCCGGCCAGCGGUACCAUCCCGGGUGACCCUGGACGAGCUACCUUAGAUCCUCAGGCUCCUCACCACAUUUCGACGCCAUUACCCUGUCAAGACUUCUUGCCAGUCGCGGUGGACGCCUACUUCGAUAGGUUUCAUUGGUACAUUAUGCUCUUCCACCCAUCAUCAUUUGUCAGUCGUGCACAAAACAUCCUUCGGCGUACGACAUGGGCGCCAGAGGAGUUAUGUGACGUUCUUCUCAUCAUCAUGGUGGCAGUUCUAGGCCUGCGCUGUGUGGAACAUGACAAGACUUGGAAAGGACACCAGUUAUUGCAUGAAUAUUCGGCAACAGCUGCAUCCUUGAGCUCAGAAUUGAUGUUGCUGAUGAGCUCACACUUCUACGAAGUCUUGUUGGAGUCAAAAAUUGAAGCAUACCAGAUUUGCAUGUUAUUGGGAAACUACCAUGUCUACUUUGGCUCGUCAAAUUUUGCCUGGAACGUGUCUGGUGUAUCUGCGAGAACAGCAUAUGCGCUGGCUCUUCAUUGUGAUAAAGCGAAGAGUUCAGGCGGUGAGAUCGCCCGUGAGGUCAGCAAUCGCUGUUGGAACCAUCUGGUUGUGUCUGACCAAUUUUCAUCGAUGAUCUUUGGGCGUCCAGCAACGCUAGAUCCUGCAUUCGCACAGUUCAAGAAGCUGACAGACCUGGACGAUACGGAACUCCCUCCUGAUACAGCUAGACUUGCGAUUUUACAGGAAAGUCAUCGGAAAGUGACAUUUUUGACCUACCACACUUUGAAGUUUGAGUUGUACCAUAUCAUCCGACAUACUUUGGAAAGUUUCAAGGUUCUCCAGCUACAAAGCCCAGUCACUGUGCAGGAUUUGAAGACGCUCAUUCGGGUCGUGAACAGCACAGAAGUCAUGUUAGAGCAAUGGCAUGAGAAUCUCCCUGCCGUUUUUAAACCUUCCCAGUGGGCGGCAGAUGAUCCAUGGAAUGUUCUUGAACUUGAUCGGUGCAACCCGGAAGAGAAGAAUAUCAGAAGAAAACUUGGACUGCAGGGGUUUAUCCUGCAGCUCCUGUACGAUGCGGCCAGUGUAUGGGCCCGUCGACCCCUGUUGAAACUUCGAAUCUCCAUCCCAGCAGAAGAGAGUAUCGAAAAUAUUGCAAUCAGUGACGUCCCUGACUCGCUGGGGGCGUCCGUACAGGCGGCCUUACGCAUGUCACGAGUUCCCGUAGCUGAGUUCGAGGGUCACCUUGCUCAGUCGUUUGUGCUUAUGCACCUCUUCACAGCCGGCAGUAUCUUGUGCAUUGCACCGACUUGUCAACCAUACAGUAAGACAGCAAGCGAGGCCAAGGCUGGAGUACUCAGGAUCAUUUCCGCCUGCAGAGCCAUCAAGGAUGAGAGUAAGAUCGCCAGGCAUACAGAUCAAAUGCUGACGAGACUGUACAAAAAGACCAUGGAGCGCGAGAUGGAUAAUGCUCUACGACUGUCAGACAACGCCACCCCGAAACAACACGUGGCUCACAGGCUUAACGAGAGGCAAGCCCGAGACAUUCAUCGCCCGGAGCCCCGAUCGCAAUCGGAACACGCUGCCAUACCCAAGGCCAUGACUCAUGUGGCGAUGGAAACAUCAGGUCUGGCCACAGACCAUGGCGGCAUCCUGGCGGCCUCGGACUAUCACGCCCGAAAUCCAGAUGAAGCUUCUCUUGGAGAGCCGAUAGUGUCAUACCUUCAUUUUGAAUCACUUCGAAACAACGAUCGGACAGAAACUCACGUCGACGAGGACUUUGACGAAGCUUUUGGGGCUUUUGAAGAAAUGUUCAAUCUUGACUUUGCCGAGUUCCCGCUCAGACCGUAUUGAUUGAAGACUUUGUCAUUAUUGAAAGUUAACCGCGACGUACCUCUGCAUAUUGUCGAGACUCUACACAGCUGCAUCACCAUGGUAGACCCUGUCGAUACGCCAACCCCUUUUCGAGCCAUCUUCGAGUUCUACAAGCAGACAUAACACAAGAUACCCCUAGCAUAUUUGAAGAGGUGGCCUGCCAAACUCGUAGCUGUAAGCAGGCGAUGGGCAGUGAGAGAGUGAGAGAUUCCAUGCAU
Molecule: messenger RNA, 2318 nt
Organism: Exophiala oligosperma
Lineage: Eukaryota; Fungi; Ascomycota; Eurotiomycetes; Chaetothyriales; Herpotrichiellaceae
Exons: 2
Coding region: 1-2079 (692 amino acids)
Biological process (GO): DNA-templated transcription; positive regulation of transcription from RNA polymerase II promoter by galactose
Cellular component (GO): nucleus
Molecular function (GO): DNA-binding transcription factor activity, RNA polymerase II-specific; zinc ion binding; RNA polymerase II cis-regulatory region sequence-specific DNA binding
Source: RefSeq, a predicted model, not a curated record